CAUGUGGUGAGUGUCUAACUGAACCGUGGGCAUUUCUUUGAGGGGAAUAUGUCCCGAUCCUCCAUCUCCACAGCAUCCUAAACAACACGUAAACAUCGCAGCCAUUCUCGUCCCGAUCGCUAGCUUCACAUCCGGAAACAAACUCCCAUGAAAACCAAAGAAGAGUGCCCAGCGUUCAGACGUCAGGACCCGCUGACACAACAGCGACACCCCGAGGCCGAGGUCGGUACCAAAUAAGCCCCUGGUACCCGACUGUAUCCAAUCACAGCGGCUAAGAUAGGCAGUUGCUCCUGAUGGCAUGGAAACAAGGGAAGAAAAUCAAGGUCAAAAUUUCUACACGUGACUUAGUAACUAUUGGGUAUCGAUGUUACAUAACCACAAGUGAAGAGAAAGUUACUUUUGGAUGUUUCAUGUUCAAUCGUUUUCGAGAGAGUUGCCUACUUGUUCAGAUCCAGGCAUGAGUGAGGACGGAGCAUCCUCGGCACUUUAAAGCCGUCAUACAUGCAUACAUUUCUGCGUUAGAGUUGUUUUUCUCAAGCUCUGCUCGCUCAGAUCGCUAAAAUAACAUGCCUUUAAUCCUUAAAGUGAGGUUUAAUAUAGAGUUUGACUCUUUUACAUGAGAUUAUGAAUCUGUGCGCCAUCGUUUUCGCAUUAACCAUUUACAGAUGUUGACAAGUAACCACACGAGCGAGCCGACUGAAGUGGGGCAGUAGAAAAACCUGCGAUGCCAAGCUGGGACUAAAACCUAGUUGACAGUUUUUCACGCUGUAAUGUUUUGCAUAGCAACAGCCCCUCCCCCAUCGGACAGAUAGGGAUCCUCUGCAAAUAACCCAACAGGGACAAAAACGAAAAACACCCCAGCGAUCAAAACUGGCUCAUGUAAACAACCAAAUAGAAGCAGCGUUCUCUCUAACGUCGAUUUGUCACAAAAGCCGGAUUUUCCCGUGCGUAAAUCCCUGCGAAUUAAUGCGUGUUAUUCUCCCGCGCGCAGCUGAAACGGUUAACUCUGUACCCGGAAAAGGGCGAAGUCUGCACAGCAACAAGCGCCAUGAUUGCGUUGCACUGUGCGUCUCAGCAGCUGGUGAGUGAUUCUUUUGGUCCAGUAGUUGCAUGUUACUAUGCGCUUGCAAAAUCUGUCACAGCUCUACUUCAGUACCUUGCCAACAGGAGCAACGUUAACGCGCGUCCUGUUUGUCGAUAAUUUGUCGCAUUGGAUUGGUUUAGACGACAGGGAUUUAGGGCUUCAGACAGCUAACCUACCGUCCUGCUUUUAUGUAAUACAAACAGCUAAGAGACAUUUGUUCACUUCUUUAAGUCUGCGUUUGUAAACUUCUCUCCUCUGACUUGAACCCACUGUGGUUUUUGCAACGCGGUUUGAAGUCUCAGUCAACGCCAGCUGCUUUCAGAAAGACAUCAAAAGGCAGCAGGAUGAUACUUUACGUUACACGGGCAAGUGGAGCCUUUGACAGAGCUGGUGCCAACCUCCUUUUACGCGGGCACAGCCAUGAGAAUCAGUUUCACUUUCAGGAUGAUGGGAAUGCUUCAGAAACAGUUGGGACAUGACUUCAAAGACUGUAUCCUUUGCGAUGCUACAUUACUGUCAUGUGUAAUUUAUUGCCUUAUGGGUCAGCAUCCCCCCCUGAGUGUGGGUGCGUAUUAUGUAACCUAUUCUGAAUUGUGCUGAUUUAUUGAGUCCUUUGCUUAAAUUACGCAUCGAUUUGACGCCCCGGAUGAUGUGUUUUCAGGGUACCAUGGAGCAGCUUGAGGAGGAACUUACGUGCCCAAUCUGCUGCAGUCUCUUCGAGGACCCAAGGGUGCUGCUGUGUUCACACAGCUUCUGCAAAAAAUGCUUGGAGGGACUUCUGGAGGGAAACCGAGGUUCAGUUUACCGAGCACCUUUCAAAUGUCCAACAUGCCGCAAAGAGAGCCCUCACAACGGCGCAAACAGCCUGCAGAUCAACUAUUCUCUGCGCGGAAUAGUGGAGAAGUACAGCAAAAUAAGGUUCACGCCGAAGAUGUCUGUUUGUAAACAACACUGCGGCCAGCCUUUAAACAUAUUUUGCGCCACGGACCUAAAACUCAUUUGUGGGUUUUGCGCCACGACAGAUGACCACAGGGGGCAUAAAUUCUCUUCCUUGGAGGAGGCAUAUGAGCGGGAGAAAGAGGCAUUUGAAGAGCUGCUUCACGGGGUGGAGAGCUGGCAGAGCGCAGACAUCCUGUCCUGCCUGGAGACACUACAAGCCAGUAAGAAAAAAGCGCUCCAGUCGGUCACUAAGGACGCAGAGAAGGUAACAGACUACUUCGACAAACUCACCAGCGCCCUCGAAUGCAAAAAGAACGAGAUCCUCUCCGAUUUUGAAACACUAAAGCUGGUUGUGCUGCAAGCGUACGACCCGGAGAUCACCAAGCUGAGCGCAGCGAUAGAGGAGCACAGGCGAGCGCUCAGCAUCGCACAGUCUUUCAGGAGCGUCACCGACCCCCUGUGCUUUCUGCAGCAGAUGCAAGAUUUUCGGGAGAAGUUGGGGAUCAUUAAGGAGACCCCUCUGCCCUCGCGGAAAGACACGGACGUCGGUCCACUCGUGCGUAAUUUCGAUGUGAAAAAGUGGGACUCCCUGAGGCUCAGAGAAGUGGACAAGAUUUCAGUCCCCCAUGAGAGUGGCUCCUACCGAGUGGGGGGCUCACGGAUGACAUCGGCCAGAUGGAUCAUCUUGUUUCUGAGUGUGUUAAUUCCAACAAUCCUGCUGCUGCUGCUGCUGCAGCCGCACAUCCUCGCAUCCUCAGUGUCUGUGCAGAUCGGGCCGGUUCUCACUGCAGCCUCCUCGCACAUUGCCCACACCGGUGUGUACCUGCAGCAAAUGACUGACAUGUACGCACGUUUAAUGGGUGCAGGUCAGCAAUGUAUUGUGAACUUUAUCGACUACACUGUCAAUUUUAUUGGCAGCUGUAAGUUGUAUUAAUUACAAGCCUGUGGCAUCUCUGCCAGCACUCACAGCGACAGAUUGUUACAUAAGAAAUGAUCCGUGCGGUGCAAUUCACACUAAGAUCCAAAUUAUGAUGCUGAUUUUUUUUUCAACCUAAUAUUUAAAUUUGUCUCUUUUUUCAUCUAAGGUAAAUUUGUCAUUCAGCCAUACAAACUCUAAGUUCCCCCACUAAGGUUUUACCUAUUUUCCAAUCAGAGAAACACACUACAUUUUCCUCCUACUAAUGUAAUCUCUUUUUCUCAAAAUCACGAUGACAGUUUUAUACUUGUCCACAUUUUAUUGGUAAAUAAAACGGAAAAUCAAGUCACUGCCAUGUUUGUAUUUUAUUUAGUAGCACAGGCCAUGUCAUCGGUGUAUUCAGGUCGACAAACGAGCCUAUGAACUGAGCAAGUGAGUCAGAAAAGAGAGAGUGUAAUCCCAGGCCUCUUUCCGAGCAGAGCGCAUCCGUGAGCACCUCAGUGAUGCUGCAACCUCUUCAAGGUUACACACGUUGCAUAACAGGGCCCGUGUGAAAUAUUCACCAGGCUGCAGACACGCUGCAAGAAAAAAAACAAGAGCAUCACUGUUUGUGUUUUUUUUUUCUGUUUUCACACGAUGACCUCCCCUUGGUCUAUCAUCGAUAAAGUCAGGACACUUGCUCGUCACGCGUGGUGGGUACCCACUUUAUUUUUACGCGAGAUUUAUUUGUGGCUGUGACUCACUCGUUCGGUCUAUAAAGUCAAACAUCUGCAGGCUGUUAGGUUUUAAAGUACAGUGUGGGGCCUAUUUUUCUGAUGUGAAUCUGGAUUUAUACAGUGUCGACUUGUAAGCUCUGAAUUGGAAGUUAUUAAAAUUCUUGAACUCAGUGUGGACAUAAAAAGGUCUUUGGCUGCUCGCCAGCACUCCUCUUUAUUUAGAUGGGUCAAAGCAGGACAGCAUGAUCUGCUCUUUUAUCAUUGGCUCUCCUGAAUAGAAAUGAAUUUUUUUUUUUUUUAAAUUGAAAAUAAUAUUUUUAAAAUCCAAAGAUCAGACCACAAAGUGAAUCCGUGAUGUCAGCACUGACCAUAUUUCAGGAUGUGCGUCAUGGCACGCACGGUCAUAUAUAUAGACCCUCUGUUGCCAGGCAAAUAUAGGAUGAAAAUAAAUAUAGCACUCUACAUUAAUAUUUUAAUUGUUACGGCACGCAAAUUUAAAUAUAGCAUUAUAAUAGUCAACUCAUUUCAAAUUAAGACAAACUGGUGUGAAAGAGCGUAAAACAGGAAUGUACUGACACAUUUUCAUGAGGCUAUUCCGCAUGCUCCGUCACUUUGGAGUAGCAGUGGGCCUAAGUAAGGUAAAAUUAAAAUUAAGCAUAAAACAGUCUCUCUGACACCUUUCAAGAAGACUGUAUGAGCAGAUAAUACAUGAAAAGGUUAUUGAGUGUGUAUAGAGUGUCAUCACAGGAGCAGAGAAGGUCCCGCACCCUUACACAGCUUCACACACUUCAAAUCAAAGUGAUGUGAUUCAAGGGAAAAACUCUGAAAUUAUUUCUCUUCUUAAAGUAUUUUUCACCAGAUUACCUCCUAUAGUGUUAAAAAAAUACAUGUUUUUACACAGAGAUGUCUUUCUAAGUUUCCAAAUAAGAGUUAUAAAUGAAGUAAAAACGGGCGUGCUGAUAGAUACAAGAGUUUUUAAAAAAGCAUGGCAAUAUUAAAAAUAAAGUGUAAAAAAAACCCCAAAAAGGUCAGUGCGUGAAAAAAAAAAUCUAAACCAUGAAAUGAGAGGCAGCUGUAGGGAAAAAGGUGCAAUUUUACACUCGACACAGACGCUACAACUUACAGAUAUUUUUACAUAAGAAAAUCAGUCUGAAUUAAUAUGUCAUUUUUUUGGCUGUAAUGGAUAAAAUUUGCAAAAAUGUUUAAACUGCAAAUAAAACCUUAAAAGAAGUGGUUUAAAUUAACACACACACACACACACUCCAUCACACACACACACACUGACCAUCAGUCUUGCAACCACGACUAUUAAAAAAUAUAUAUAUCACCCUAUUAUAACACACCUUUUUUACCGUUUAAAAAUAGCAAGACAAAAUUGAAAAUAUUUAUUUCAGAUAUCAUUUGGAGAAAAAAGUGAUGCGCAGGAAAAAAGGUGAUCCUGAAACGCACCCAAAUGUUCAAGCCCCUCCCUCAAUAUCGUUUUGCGCAAGUCCCACCUUUGUCAAAUACCUAAAUUUGAGCUUAUUUGUAAAUAUAGUGGAGUUAAUAAUGUAAGAGUUCAUAAUUAUCGAUAAAAAAGGCCCUUAAGGCCAAGUGGAAACAGAUAGAUGCGGUAUUCAUCCGUUCAUGGCGAGCUAAACUCUACCUUGGGCCUUGGCUUGUCAUCAGAAAAAAAUCAUGCAGACAUGAAAAAUGUUGGCGACAUUUUAGGGUGUAUCCAAAAUUUUUAAAUAUAUAUAUAAUUUUUUUUAGGGUUUCAAACAAAACAAGAGCGAAUCUGCAUGACUUUGACAUCACUUUUUUUUCUUUGUAAUCUCUUAUUUUGUCUUCAUUUACUCAAUGAAUUUAGUGUGUAAUUUUAUCAAAAGUACUUAUAUAAAAAAUGCCACAUCAUCCCGAGGGCCGGUGAGAAAGCCUACACGCAUGCAGACGUGUUUUUUUGUUUGGAGGGUUGAUUUGGGAUUAUCGUCGUCGCACGUCCCCUAACCACGCGAAUGCAUGCAGCUGGUUCACACGCGACACGGUCUGAUAUUGAGGUUUUUAUCCAUUCAGCAGAAAUAUUUUAUUUCCUAAUAGCACGCGAGGUCAUGAAAGUGAAAUCUAAUAAUCAUAGGUAUGUGUGUGAGACAAUCACAAUGCAACCAGUGGAAGGAGAGUAUUCAGUAACGGGCCAAAAUGUAAAAUAAAGGGGCUUUUAGAACUAAGAAAAAGUAUUUAGUAAUAAAAAAAAAAUCUGGCUAAGAAAACGUUUUUAUUUCAAAAUAAAUGUGUAGGAUCUUGAAUAUGCUGAGUGCUGGAAUUUUAAUCCACCGAAAAUCUGUGUGCGCAUCCCGGCUCAUGGUGAGCAGGCAGGCAGCAGCAGCAGCAG
Xyrichtys novacula (pearly razorfish) is the source of this 6023-nucleotide messenger RNA. The record is from the annotation of a GenBank genome assembly. Lineage: Eukaryota; Metazoa; Chordata; Actinopteri; Labriformes; Labridae.